Messenger RNA from Lagopus muta (rock ptarmigan), 2823 nucleotides. Its product is annotated as kinesin-like protein KIF18A. The transcript is spliced from 15 exons. Gene Ontology annotation, biological process: microtubule-based movement. Bases 271 to 2808 code for a protein of 845 amino acids. Gene Ontology annotation, molecular function: microtubule binding; microtubule motor activity; ATP binding. NCBI's taxonomy places the organism in Eukaryota, Metazoa, Chordata, Aves, Galliformes, Phasianidae. The record is from RefSeq and is a predicted model, not a curated record.
GGCCGCCCCAGCGGCAUGGCGGGCGGGGCUCGGGGGCUUACCGUGCGGUUUUGUCCGCGAUCUGUGUAUGUUGUCGGCCCUGGGAUAUCUUUUUUCUUUCUGAGGUGAAGAGCGAGGCCUGGAAGGGCGGUCCUUCGUUAGUAUCUGAGCGUUGUGGGGCCUAUAAUCAAAAGGCCCCUGAACCCUCCUGCAGGACGAGAGAGCUGCCUGCUGCUGUGGAAGAUUCAGCUGCUUGGUCUGAAGGAGCCCUGGAAGCAGAGAAGAGAGAGCAUGUCUGCUGCUAAAGAAGAUGAUGUCUGUAGCCACGUGAAAGUGGUUGUCCGCGUCCGUCCAGAAACUCAAAAGGAAAAAGAUGGCAACUUUGCUAAAGUUGUUCAUGUUGUUGACCAGCAUAUAUUGGUGUUUGAUCCAAAGGAAGAAGAAUUUAGCUUUUUUCAUGGAAAGAAACUGACCCACAGGGAUAUUAAUAAAAGAACAAAGAAAGACCUUAAAUUUGUUUUUGAUGCUGUUUUUGCUGAAAAUUCAACCCAGUUGGAAGUUUUUGAGCAUACAACCAAAGGUGUACUUGAUGGCUUCUUAAAUGGAUAUAAUUGCACAGUGCUAGCAUAUGGUGCAACAGGAGCUGGAAAGACUCAUACAAUGUUAGGCUCCCCUGAAGAUCCUGGAGUGAUGUAUUUAACCAUGAUGGCACUUUAUAAUUGCAUGGAUCAAAUAAAAGAAGAAAAAAUAUGCAAUGUUGCUGUGUCUUAUUUAGAGGUGUACAAUGAACAGAUCCGUGAUCUUCUGGUCAACUCAGGACCGCUGGCUGUUCGGGAAGAUGCUCAGAAAGGGGUGGUGGUUCAAGGGCUAACAUUACAUCAGCCAAAAUCAGCAGAGGAAAUCCUUCAAAUGUUGGAUUAUGGGAAUAAAAACAGAACACAACAUCCCACAGAUGUGAAUGCCUCCUCUUCUCGUUCCCAUGCAGUCUUCCAGAUUUACUUAAGACAGCAAGACAAGAUAGCUAGCAUUAGUCAAAAUGUUUGCAUCGCCAAAAUGUCCCUCAUUGACCUCGCAGGAUCUGAACGUGCCAGUGCUACAAAUGCUAAGGGAGCUCGUUUUAGAGAAGGAGCAAACAUUAACCGCUCCCUGCUAGCUCUUGGAAAUAUCUUUAAUGCCUUGGCAGAUCCUAAGAGCAAGAAACAGCACAUUCCUUAUCGAAACAGCAAGCUCACUCGUUUGUUGAAAGAUUCCCUUGGAGGAAAUUGCCGAACAAUAAUGGUAGCUGCUGUUAGUCCAUCCUUUAUGUUUUAUGAUGAUACCUAUAAUACUCUUAAAUAUGCAAACCGAGCAAAGGAUAUCAAGUCUUCCUUGAAGAGUAAUGUUGUUAGUUUGGACAGCCACAUAAGCCAAUAUGUUAAAAUCUGCAAUGAACAGAAGAAAGAGAUCAUGAUGCUGAAGGAGAAAUUGCGAACAUACAAAGAAAAAGCAAGCAUCCAUCGAAGCCAGGAUUCUUCUGUAAUUUCAAACCAUCAGCAAGUGGAAAUACAAAGAUACAAAGAAGUUCUUAAAAAUGUGUUUGCAAACCGUGAGGAAAUCAGAGAAGAAUACCUGAAGCUGGAAAUGCAGCUGAAAGUCAGUACACUGAAGGCUUAUUAUCAGAAACAGUAUCAUGAACAAACUCAACUGAUAUGCUCUGAAGAAAGAAUAGAGAAGGCCACUUGCAAGCGGGAUCAUAUGCUUGCAAGGCUUAGAACCUACUGUGCACAUGUACAGAAGAAGAAAGAGGAGAAGAUGGAACAUUUUGAGGAAAAUACCAAUUGGCUGCAUCGCGUUGAAACCAAAAUGCGCCUCCUGGAUCAAGGUGGCUGUAUUCCAAAGGAACUGCAUGAAGAUCUUCAGUGUUGCCAUUUAAACCUAGAAGUUAAGGACCUGAAAGCCCAGAUUGAGCACAUGCUGUCUCUAUUGUCCUUUCAAGAUCAGCACUAUAAGCAGAUGGAAAAAGUUCUAAAUGCUUUGCUUCCAGUUCUUCGCAAGCAGUAUCUGACUUUGAAAGAAGCUGGGUUGACAAAUACUUUAACUGAGGCUGAAUUUGGAGAGGUAGAACAGCUGAUUCAAAGACAAAAAUCAGUAGUUUGGGCUGACCAGACUGGGGAUGAUGAACAGAAGGAAAACCGUGAGCUAGACGUGUCAGCUAUCUUUGCAUUCCCACAACUUGUGAACAAGCAGAAGACCCCAUGCUGUUCAACUUCUGGCACACCAUCACAAGAAGCGAAGAGAAAUACGCAACUAGUAGAAUUUGCAGUAACACCACGGAAACAAACUAGACGAAAGCUAAUGGAUUCUCCAGUCAAAACUCCGAGUUCUGCUGCAUCCAAGCACUUCAGCCUCUGUCAUUUGGAGGAUUCUCUCAGCAAGGAAGUUCGACCUAUUGUAUAUACACCAGAAUCUUGCAGAAAACCAAUGCAAAGCAGCUGUUCACAGACUGUGGUAAAACAAGCAUUACACCUGACAGGCCUUCAGGAAACAAAUGAAUGUAAUACAGGUUUUCAGCUGAGAAAGCCCAGUAUUACAGACUCUGUGUGUGAUGUUAUCCUAGACUGUGAUGAAGAUAGAAUGGACUCAACAGUAAUUCUCGGUGAAGAAACAAGUGAAACAAAUGCAAUUUCUAUUGACUCAUCUGCAAAGGAGUCACAACCAUGCAGCGAUAGAAUUCUUCAAAGGUUUGGUCUUUCUUCCUUGAAAAACAAAAAUCCUGCUUCAGUACUUGAGAAGCCCUCGUAUAUGGCAAUGAUUUCAGCUGCUGAGAGAAAACGGAAGGUAUUAAGGUAAGAUGUAGCAGGAAUG